Messenger RNA from Penicillium maclennaniae, 1215 nucleotides. Its product is annotated as undecaprenyl diphosphate synthase family protein. Gene Ontology annotation, molecular function: ditrans,polycis-polyprenyl diphosphate synthase [(2E,6E)-farnesyl diphosphate specific] activity. The record is from RefSeq and is a predicted model, not a curated record. Bases 1 to 1215 code for a protein of 404 amino acids. The transcript is spliced from 2 exons. Gene Ontology annotation, cellular component: dehydrodolichyl diphosphate synthase complex; endoplasmic reticulum; membrane. NCBI's taxonomy places the organism in Eukaryota, Fungi, Ascomycota, Eurotiomycetes, Eurotiales, Aspergillaceae.
AUGGCGAGCUCAAUGCAUCUGUCGCGACUUCGGAAUUGGUUCCUCGCCUCUCCGCCGAUCGAAUUCGCGAUUAACAGCCUCAAGGAGCUGCUGGUCGGCGCGCUCCGCCAAGGUCCCAUCCCCCAACAUGUCGCCUUCGUGAUGGACGGGAACAGACGAUUUGCUAGAUCACAUGGGAUCGAGACCGUUGAAGGCCAUAAUUUGGGAUUCGAGGCAUUGGCAAGGAUCCUGGAAGUGUGCUAUAAAAGCGGCGUGAAGGUUGUUACCAUCUACGCAUUCAGCAUCGAGAAUUUCAAACGCUCCAAGUUCGAGGUCGAUGCACUCAUGGAGAUGGCCAAGGUGAAAUUGUCACAAAUGGCGCAGCACGGAGAUCUCUUGGAUCGAUACGGGGCCAAGGUUCGCGUGUUGGGUCGACUUGAUCUACUCAAACCCGAUGUCCUGGCUGCUGUCAACAAGGCUGUCGACCUCACCAGUCGUAACGGCGACCGCGUCCUGAACAUUUGCUUCCCCUACACUUCCCGCGACGAAAUCACCACCGCCAUUCGUGAGACCGUUGAGGAUUACAGCACGCCUCUCCACCCUGGGGAUGGUCACCUCCGAACGCCGUUCUCCGAAUCUCAUAUCGCGCACAAUAUUCGAGCCCAGACCCUCGGGUCUAAGACAUAUGAUAUCCAAAGUGACUCGGAAUCGGCGUCCACCGAAUCAUCCGGUCACGAGGAUGACAACCACCUACGGAAUGACCACGCCAAUCGUGUCUACGAGUCUGGAUCGUCCUUUUCGUCUUCUACAACUUUACACCUCGGGCAGCAGGAUGCACAGCAUCUCAAGACCAUCGUGCAGGGCAAGACAGCUGAUGGCGAAAGCCAGGCAUUUACCUCCCCCGAAACCAUUUCCCGCCAGACACUUUCCGACCACAUGUUGACCAAGGGUACCCCACCUCUGGAUCUCCUCGUUCGCACCUCCGGUGUGGAACGCUUGAGUGAUUUUAUGCUCUGGCAAUGUCACGAAAACACUGAGAUAGUCUUCCUCGACGUCAUGUGGCCCGAGUUCGACCUGUGGCACUUCAUGCCCGUAAUGCUUGGCUGGCAACGACGUAUCUCGAAAUCCCGCCAGAACCCUAACGCGGAGGGCAAUUUUGCCGGCGACCGUCCAGAGUCCAGUGAAGAAGGCCUGGAAACGCAGAUCCUUCGACCGGGAAAAGUAAAGGCGAUAUAG